AUGGUCCUACCAAGUCACCCGAACCCCGCAGCGCCGGUUUUCACCCAUUUCAAUCUCGCCGGGAAAACCGCUAUUGUUACGGGUGGAACCCGAGGCAUCGGCCUCGAAGCCGCUCGCGGUCUCGCUGAGGCCGGCGCUAAGGUCGCGAUCACUUACACAAGCACCCCGCCUGAGGAGGCGGACGCAACAGCCGCAGCGCUAUCGAAGUCCGGCAAUGGCGUGCUGGUAAAGGCGUACAAGUGCAAUGUCAAAGUGCGGGCUGAAGUAGAGGCCGUUAUCGAAGCCGCGGCGAAGGAAGUCGGCGAUGGAAAACUGGACAUCGUUGUUGCGAACGCCGGUAUCGCAGAUCACAUUCCUGCCAUUGACUACCCCGAAGAUAGAUUUAGGGAAAUGCUGGACGUCAACUUCCACGGUGCGUUCUGGACUGCACAAGCCGCGGCAAAGGUGUUUGAGAGACAGUUCAAGGCGGGCGGUGAUGGACGUGGCAGUAUCAUCUUCACGGCCUCCGUGUCGGCCAUUCUUGUUAAUGUGCCGCAAAAGCAGGCGGCUUACAACGCUAGCAAGGCGGGAGUUGUGCACCUUGCAAAAUCACUGUCCGUGGAGUGGGUUGACUUCGCACGGGUGAACUGCGUGUCCCCGGGUUUUAUCGCAACAGAUAUGCUCGCGGUACAUCCUGAAGAGUGGAGAAACAAAUGGUUCUCUAUGAUUCCUGGCGGCCGGCUAUGUGAGCCUGCUGAGCUGAAGGGCUCGUACGUCUACUUGGCUAGCGAUGCAAGCAGCUACAUGACCGGGGCCAACCUUGUGAUUGAUGGUGGUUACACGUUGCCGUAG
Molecule: messenger RNA, 831 nt
Organism: Colletotrichum truncatum
Lineage: Eukaryota; Fungi; Ascomycota; Sordariomycetes; Glomerellales; Glomerellaceae
Product: short chain dehydrogenase reductase family
Cellular component (GO): intracellular anatomical structure
Molecular function (GO): oxidoreductase activity, acting on NAD(P)H, oxygen as acceptor
Source: RefSeq, a predicted model, not a curated record